This is a messenger RNA of Ananas comosus (pineapple), 1353 nucleotides long. Its product is annotated as CASP-like protein 5A1. The transcript is spliced from 3 exons. NCBI's taxonomy places the organism in Eukaryota, Viridiplantae, Streptophyta, Magnoliopsida, Poales, Bromeliaceae. Bases 495 to 1031 code for a protein of 178 amino acids. The record is from RefSeq and is a predicted model, not a curated record. Gene Ontology annotation, cellular component: membrane.
AAAAUUAAAUUCUAAUUCUACGGCCAAUCGGUUCGCUUUUCCCUUGCGCCUGCAUUGCUUUCCCCGUCGUACCUUGGACCUCUUCCACCCCCCAUCGCCUGUCGAUCUCUCCCUCUCUCUCUCUCUCUCUCUCUCUCUCUCUGUCUCUCUCUCCCCCCGCCUCUUCCUGGCUUCGUCCGUCUCUCCGGUUGCCGUAGUGAAUUUAUUUCUAUAGCGGUCCUCAGCAAUCCAAUCUGCAGACGCACCUUUCCUUUUUCUCCUGGUUAAUUAUUAAUAAUAAUAAUUCUCACCUCCGUCCGUCCCUCCCAUCCCCGAGAGGUCGGCGAAUUUAGGGCUUAUCGGAUCCUUGCAGCCACCGACUCUUUCUCUUCCGUUGGCCUAGAUCGGAGGAGGGAGGGAGACAGACGGAGAACUAGGACCUAGGCUAGGAUCAGAGUUACAAAGGGAGAGAGAGGCAGGCAGACAGAGACACAGAGAGAGAGAUUUGGGGUGGGAUGUUCGCGAGUCGGCCGUCGGUGCACCCGGUGGAGGCUCCCCCUCUGACGGAUGCGGCGGAGAACCCGGCCGGGGUGAGGAUGAAGGAUUUCCAAGGCAUGCCGGGCACGCCCGGAGGCCUCGCCCUUCGCCUCUCCCAAUUCCUCUUCGCUGUUGCCGCGCUCUGCGUCAUGGCCUCCACCUCCGAUUUCCGCUCCGUCACCGCCUUCCGCUACCUGGUUGCAGCAGUCGUCCUGCAAAGCUUGUGGAGCCUUUCACUAGCCCUUGUGGACAUUUAUGCGCUUCUUGUGAAACGCAGUUUGCGGAAUCCCCGAGCUGUGUCCCUGUUUACCAUCGGAGAUGGGAUCACAUCGACUCUCACCUUCGCAGCUGCAUGUGCUUCUGCCGGCAUCACGGUGCUGAUUGGGAAUGAUCUCGACAUCUGUGCGCAGAAUCACUGUGCAAGUUUUGAGACUGCUACCGCCAUGGCUUUUAUCAGCUGGUUUGCAGUGUCACCGUCCUUUCUUAUGAACUUCUGGUCACUGGCUACUAGGUGAACAACUAAGAAGAAAGUUUCUCCCAACUGUUUGCUAUCCGUGUUGAUUGUGUUUUCGUUCUUGCUUUAUUUUUAUUAAUACCCACAGCCAAACCGAUGUAAUUGUCAUAUAUAUGGUACUUCGUAUUAUUGUGACUUGGGUACGGAGUUGUGCAGCAGCUGACAUUGUAAUGCGAAAUUUGGAAAGCACCAAAUUGUUGUAUCAUUUUUGAGUGUUGUAGGUGGAAAUGUGCUCGAAGAAACUAUUGGAAGUCCGUUGUACAUAACAUGGGAUUUGAUUAUUCACCGGACAUUUUGCAGUGAAAAGCUGUAGAUUUUGUGGA